This is a messenger RNA of Cervus elaphus (red deer), 510 nucleotides long. RefSeq names its product neuroblastoma breakpoint family member 3-like. The coding region runs from base 79 to 510 and encodes 143 amino acids. The record is from RefSeq and is a predicted model, not a curated record. Lineage: Eukaryota; Metazoa; Chordata; Mammalia; Artiodactyla; Cervidae. The transcript has 5 exons.
AAUUUAUUUGCAGAAAAGCAGAAUGAUCAUGAUGACCUGAAAGGACCAGAGGUGGUUGCCCCGAGGUUCAGCAGACAGAUGCCACAGAUGGUAGAAGAUGGUGUCCCACAGAACUCUCUGGAUGACUAUUAUCUGACUUACUCGGUGCUUCCUAACCUGUCAGACUCCUUCUGGCCUUAUAGGAGCACAGCCGUCUUCUCACCUGAGGACCUGGAUGUCUCUUAUGCUCGGGAUGUAACCAAAAAUCUUGCUGAUCUUGAGGACGAGGAAAAUCAAGACAUCAUCUGUUCUAGUAUGGAGCAGCUGGUGGUAGAAGAGAAUGAAGUCCACCCGGACUCAGUGGAUGAAUGUUAUCUGGCUGCUUCGAUUGGCCAUCAUCUGGAAGGCUCCUGUCCUCCUUCUAGGAGUGUCUCCUUCCCAACAGAGAAGAGAGAAGUUUUCUUGGCUCUAGAUGUAAACGCACUGCUCUGUGGUAUCAAGUCAGACCAGAGAGGGCAAGUGGAGGGAUAA